Echinococcus granulosus is the source of this 360-nucleotide messenger RNA. RefSeq lists its product as hypothetical. The transcript is spliced from 3 exons. The record is from RefSeq and is a predicted model, not a curated record. Lineage: Eukaryota; Metazoa; Platyhelminthes; Cestoda; Cyclophyllidea; Taeniidae. The coding region runs from base 1 to 360 and encodes 119 amino acids.
AUGGGUCCUUUGCUAUCAGUUUUCGUGCCCAAGCCGCUUAUUCCUGUUCGAGACCUGUAUUCUUCAGUUCGUCUCUUCGACUUGGAUAAGCUGACAUGGUUGACGCUCAAACGCUUUGCAGGUUUGCCAACAAGCGCUUUUGGAGGCGACUUUGAUUUUCCUUCGUUACGUUCUGCUUUGAGUGGCCAAGGCUCAACCUAUGCCACUACCGCUACCACUACCUAUGCAGCUCGCAUGAUUCGUCAUUUUUACCCCCCCCGGGCGAUCAAAUUUAGCAAUAUAACUGCCACCUACCACCAAACCUGUUUCAGAGGUGGAGAAAGCAAUUUCAUUAGUUACCUCAAUUCAAAUCGGAAUUAA